Sebastes umbrosus (honeycomb rockfish) is the source of this 4120-nucleotide messenger RNA. Its product is annotated as lisH domain-containing protein ARMC9. Gene Ontology annotation, cellular component: ciliary basal body; centriole; ciliary tip. Gene Ontology annotation, biological process: cilium assembly. The record is from RefSeq and is a predicted model, not a curated record. Gene Ontology annotation, molecular function: protein binding. The transcript is spliced from 26 exons. The coding region runs from base 403 to 2940 and encodes 845 amino acids. NCBI's taxonomy places the organism in Eukaryota, Metazoa, Chordata, Actinopteri, Perciformes, Sebastidae.
UCUACUUUCCGGCCUGCAUUUCCCAACUGUUUGGUUGCUAGGUGUUUUAGCGUCCUCUCUGUGUACGGUUGCUAAGCUAACGGCUAGCUGACUGAUAUCAGUGUAAGUGAAGCCCAUAAGCCUGGUCUAAAAUGGAUUAUAUACGUCUCAGCUACGGAUGAACACAUUGAAAACGAUAUUAUCUUAUAUCCACCAGUGGAAUGAUGUUUGAAUAAGGUGAGAAUGAGGUCAGAUAACGUUAAACUGGGUAGCUUGGCAGCUAGCUGGUGCUAGGUUACCACAUUCUGCUAACAUCGAUGUAAGUAGAUGUUCAAUUGAGAAGCAGCAGGAUUGCUGUGUUCUGUUCACGGUGUGGUUUUACAGCUGUUAAAUACAGGUGUUUUAAAAGUGUUGGACACUCACAUGAGUUCCAGGGAGGCAGCCAGGAUGGGGGACAUCUUGGCAACUGAAGCUGAUCUUCUAGGGAUGAUCAAGGAGUACCUGAAGUUUGAGGAAUUUGAAGAGACUGUUCAAGGUUUUGACAAGGAGUGCAGAAGCAAAGGCAAGCUCGUCUCAAAGCCUCAAGGAAGUUCUCUCAGAGACUCAAAGACUCGUGGCACUCAGAGAGACCUCCUCAGCUCUUUUGACGACGGAGACCACAAAGUGUUCUUUGAACUGUGGACAGAGAAUAUUCCCUCUGAGAUAAAAGAUACAGACACCGAGGCCCAGAGCCUGGAGUUUUACCUUCACGUCCACUUCACCAUCUACCCACUGAGGAGGCACCCUGGUAGACACGACCGAGCUGAGUUUGAGGAGAGGAUUUCCUACUUCAAGCAGUACCUGGAGAAUCGGGGAGCAGCGCUGAGCCAGACCGCAGAGUUCCUGCCUUAUUAUGCCUUGCCUUUCGUUCCCAACCCUACUAUCCACCCCUCCUUCAAAGAUCUUUUCCAGGAUUCCUGGAUACCACAGUUGAGGGAGAAGCUGGAGCCGUUUCUGUCGGUGACACUGAAGCCGUCCAACACCCCAAGGCUGCUGAAUUUAUACAAAGAGGGAGGAAGGAGUACUAAAGAGGCCAUGCAGCAGCUCCAGCUCCAACUGGUCGAGUCGGACCGCCGCAUCACCAGCUACUCGCGGAAGUUCAACAAGAUGCAGGCCGACUACCACAACCUGAUUGGAAUCACUGCUGAGCUGGUCGACUCGUUGGAGGCCACCGUCAGUGGAAAAAUGAUCUCCCCUGAGUAUCUGCAGAGUGUGUGUGUUCGCCUGUUCAGCAGCCAGAUGAGGCAGAGCGUGGUGCAGAGCGUGGUGCAGAGCACUGACUUCACCAGACCUGGCACCGGAUAUUACUCUAUGAGUCCCUAUGAUGAUGGCUAUGCGUCGUCGAUGCUACGAGCAUCCAUCGCACCGCAGAGAUCCAAGGAGGUGCCGAUGCUGCCCUCACUGGACUAUGAGAAGCUGAAGAGAGACCUGGUUGAAGGCUCAGACAGACUCAGGUCCCUGCUGCUUCAGGCGCUGCGCUGGAGACUGACUCGCUCCCUCCCUGGUGAACAAAGAGACACCGUGCUUCAGGCCUUCAUCAGUAACGAUCUGCUGGAGCGCUACAGCACACAACAGAAAACUUUGCUUCAUUUAAUGGGAUCGAAGAACGAGAUCGUCCGCCAAUACAUGGCUCGCCUCAUCAAUGCAUUCGCUUCCCUUGCUGAGGGCCGGAUUUACCUCUCCCAAAUGCCCACUCUUCUGAAACUUCUGACAGAGGUACUUAGGAUGGAGGAAAGAGACUCCGUCACUAGAGAGAAUGUGCUAGUGGCCCUGCAGAAACUCAGCCUCAGGAGGAGCCAGCAGACCGCCAUGAUAACAGACGAUCUGAUUGGCUGGCUGGUGGAUGAGCUGCAGGACUCAGACUGCCUGAGCGACUACACCCUGGAGUACUCUGCUGCUCUGCUCAUGAACCUGUGUCUGCGAACGAAAGGAAAAAGGAAGUGUGCGGAGAACGCCAAGCACGUGCUAAAAGUUCUAACUGACGUCCUUGGACAUGAGAACCAUGAGAUUCGACCAUAUGUGAAUGGAGCCCUGUACAGUAUCCUGUGUAUUCCCUCUGUGAGACAGGAAGCCAAAGAGAUGAGUGUGGAGGAGAUUCUCCGCUGCUACAGCAAAGAGGAGAACCCGGACCUCAAUAGACAGAUUGAGUUCAUCAUUAAACAGCUAAACUCAGCUGAUGAAGAGGGGCCAGAGUCAGAUGAUGAAGAGGAAGAGGAUGACAAUGAUGAAGAUUUAAUGGAAACGGAACUUGAUCUAGAGGAAGUCCUCCAACCACAGCCAAGGGAACUGUCUGGGGAGAGUCUGCUCACCACUGAGUACCUGGGAAUUAUGACAAACAUGGCAAAAGUGAAGAGGAAGUCAACCCCUCUGUCACAACCAAGUGUUGAUGAACCCCUACAACGGCCAGUCACCCCAAGUUCUCAUCGUAACGUCAGCACGGUGGAUUAUCGAUCCGGUGACGGUAGCAGGGACAGGGAAUUCCCCCUCAGCAGACAGAAGAGCGAGGAAGGAAGCCUGCCUCCUUCUCGAUACAACUCCCGACCUCCUACACGCUCCGGCAGUCGCCCCAGUACUGCUGACUCCCUACGUCACAGCAUCGACUCAGAGUGCGGCCGAUUGUCCCAGGAGUCCGAGUUGGACAGGCCAUAUGAAGGGCGAGCCAGAAAAGGACGUUCCCAGGAGGAACACAAUGGACAAUCUGCCAGUGGUGAUUAUGUCCCUGCAUUUACAAGCCGGCCCAUGGUUCCCCGUACACCUGACACAGCAGGCAGCCAGAACACCAGCGCUCAGCGGGCUCGAGGCCCAGCUCUGGCGCCCCAGUUUUCCCAGUCAGAGCCGCAGCAGAGCAGCCGGCCAGGCUCGGCCAGCUCCACAGGAGGAGGGGGACGACAGAGUGGAAGCAGCCAGUCAAAGAGGAGGUGAAGAGGGAGCUGUCACCAUGGAGGAGCGCUAUCUCCACGGGAGCAUCGGGCUUCCUGUAACAUCAUCCCCCCAAGGUUGUGAUCCGGGUCAGGGCAACAGAGAUGAUCGAGGAUCAGCAGCAGCAGGAGAAGGGGCUUGAACAAUGCAAAGGAUUGUGGCUCUCCGUUUCUUUUCUCCCCCCUCCUUCGACUUCAGCACAGACUUCUUCUGUAACAUAAUAUAGACAAUAAUAACCACAACCCCGGCCGUCCAACCCUGUGAACAUUGUAGCCUUUAGUUGGCCCUGAAUUUCUACACUCUCUCAUCAAGGUGAUAGUUGGCACACCUAAAUAUUUGCCUCCAGCCAUGACAAAAUUCACCUGAAACGAGACGCGGGUAUAAGUAUAGCUCCGAGUUGGGGACUUUCACCUUUCUGGUUUUCUGACAUAAGCACAUUACAUAAACGGAGACCCAGAGACGCCUCAUUUUGUUAAUAAAACCUUAAACUCUGCGCUUAAGUCUGAAUACAAGCCAGCAUGUUCAGACUUAAGCACAGCAUGGUUUUAUCUGGUUCUAACUACAUGUAAACAAACCUGACAUGACUAGGCAUAUAGAUAAACAUGUUUUAUAAUCUCUCUGUGAUUAUCACAAAGUGUGAUUCAUUUGAAAUGAGGCAUUGCAGGGACUUUGUUUGUCUUUGAAUUUAUUGUACUGAUAUUAAAAAAGUUCUCAUCUCGAUUCCAUAAAUCUAUGCUCUUCUGAACUUCACUGCGUACUGUAUAUAUUGAUUUUUUGACUGUGGUGGAAUAUCCGUCCACAUGAAUAAUUAAUUGUACCGGCUUUAAUUCAAAUAUAAGGCAUUAUCUCAUAUCCGAGUAGCUGCUCUAUAGUUUAACUUAUGCUCCAGGAAAUGUUUACAAUAAAGACACAGGUCUUGACGUGAGGUGUCAGGCUCGUGCAUGCUUUUUAAAAAAAAUAUUUAGAAGUACUUAUUGCUUUUAAUAUGCACUACCAUCCGUAAAACAUCUGACAAAAACUAACUUGAAUUUGCAUUGUUUCCACUGUACAUUUGCACUGUUAUUCAGGUGUUUGUGAUGUACAGUAUAUUUAUGUUAACUGCUACGUGUUUUGUCGUGAUGAAAUUGGAUAGUAAUUGAUUUUUAUACUUUUUAAGUGGUUUUAAAUAAAUGUGUCACCUGUG